Messenger RNA from Portunus trituberculatus (swimming crab), 5941 nucleotides. RefSeq names its product probable palmitoyltransferase ZDHHC24. The record is from RefSeq and is a predicted model, not a curated record. Lineage: Eukaryota; Metazoa; Arthropoda; Malacostraca; Decapoda; Portunidae. The transcript has 6 exons. Gene Ontology annotation, molecular function: palmitoyltransferase activity. The coding region runs from base 16 to 996 and encodes 326 amino acids.
AUCAGCAGAUAUGAGAUGAAUAAUUACAGAAAACCGAAAUGGGAUGUGACCGAAAUUGACUAUCUCGAGGGGGAGGGACGAGCAGAGGACCUCAACAAUCACCUAUUUCACCAUAAAUACUUGUUUCUACCGGUGGAGACAAUGGGUCACGAAAUCCGCUUUAGGAAAAGAUUCCUGCCUCGCUCCUUUGCUGAUCUCAGUGCCAUGGUGUUCAUGAGUGUGGUCAUCCCUGCAGUGUAUUGGUUUGAGGUAUAUGUUGUAGCCCCUACUGUAUACAAUACAACACUCAACUUCCUACAUGCCAUCCUGGGAACAUAUGUUGUGAUAAAUAUAUUUGGAAACUUUGUUGCCAUCAUCGUUGUUGACUCUUCCACUCAGAGACUGGUGCUGCCUUCACAGGUGCCUCCUGGAUGGCAUGUGUGUGCUGUAUGUGAAAGCACUGCACCUCCUCGUUCCCGCCACUGCAACACAUGUAAUGUUUGUGUGCUAAAGAAGGAGCACCACUGUGUGUUUGCUGGAUGCUGUGUGGGGAUGAAUAACCACAGGUAUUUUUACAUCUUCCUCUUCCUCAUGUGGGGAUCAACCCUGUACUGUUCCUGCCUCAAUGCCUGUUUCAUCUGGCCUUAUGUGGGAGGAUUCAACAUGUGGGCCAUUGUGCGCCUGCUACUGCCAGGAGUGUGGUUGCUGUUGGAGCCCUGCAUUGACACUCUAUAUGCCUUCCUCUUCUCCAUCAAUGUGAUCGGCUGCCUCUUUAUGUCAGUGCUCAUCUACUACUAUACAAACCUCUUAAUGACCAACACCACCACUCACGAGAAUAACACACGCAAAGGUCAAAAGUAUGAUCAAGGAAGAAACCAGAAUCUGAAGGUGACUCUAGGGGAACGUUGGUACCUGACCUGGGUGUUUCCAACACUGACCUCACCCCUUCCUUGUGAUGGUUUGGACUGGUCAACACAUCACCCCACGGGAAAGACAGACAAACACAAAAGCAAAUAACAUGCCAUAGGCACAAGCAUAGCUGCCAGUGUCCAUCUUGUGUUUGAUAAGGCCAUGAGUACAAAUUGGCACUUCACUUACAUACUCCAUUGCUCAAAUAGUUUGUGUGUUUGUGGAAGUUUGGGAUUCCUGUUAUUUUAGCUUCAUAAAGGAGAAUAUGGACAGCAUCUUCUAUUCUUUCUCUUAUUUGAAAUGCUUACUGUACUUAUGUUAUAAUUUUAAUUGAGUUUUCUACUGUACUAUAUUCACAAGCUAUCAAGAUAAUAUAUGAGUACUGAAUAUUCUUCUUUCAGUCAGAUGCUUAAUCUAUACAAAACUGAUCUGCAAAGGUAAUACUUGCACACUUUAGAUUCUCAUUUAGAUUGUAUUUGAUUUUAAAAUUAUUAAUUCUUCUAAAAUUGAAAGAAUAAUAGCAAAUGUUAUAAAAAAGAGAAGAGAAGAAAUAACUCACAUAUCAGUGACAUGAAUUGUAAAGAAUGUGUGGAAUCCUUAUCAUAUUGUAAACUAAUCACAAACUUGAACCAAAGUUAUUUUAUCCAUAAUGUUUAGGUUUCAUAGAUGAGGAGGAAUCCAAGAUUUUUCUUGCAGUUAUAACAAUAAUUGUCAAUGUUCUGGAGAAUGGUAAAGGUACACAUUUGUACUUUGCCUGAUCUCCUCCAUUGCCAUUUCAAGCUUGUCACAGUAUGGCUGGUGAUGAUGUGAUGAGCUUUCUCCUAACACAUUUUUUACACUUUUCUGUGCAGGUUCCUGCUUUUCCUCUUUUAUUUUCCCUUUGACAUUUAUUUCUCCCUACAAGAUCCUUUGUGCACAAGACAUAAAAGCAGUGACUUUAGCAAAGGUGAAUUUAUGAUUUUGCUGAUAUAACUAUGAAUUUUAUUUAUGUUAAUGUAAUUGUAGCAUCUUCCGUCUGUGGUGUUUACUUUGUCACAUCUAUUGACAUAUUUUAUGGAAGGAUGAAUACAUGAAGAUGUAUUGUACAUAUCAUAAUCAAUGCCUUAUACCAGAAGUUCUUUACCAAGAAAGGCAUACAUACUUUGUGUUUAUUUAAUUCUGGUGAGGUUAUACGAAUAUAAUGCGGGAUUCAAUGACAAAUAAGAUUUUAUCGGUUAAGUAUAGUAAAAUAACUGUGGGGUCUUGGUAGCUAAGAGUGAUGUCACACGAUUCCAGGUAAACUCAAUAUUUUCAUAUAAUGCAGGAAUAUAUAUAAGAAAAUUUUGAAAAUAGAAGACUAAUUACCAUAGUUGGGUAUGAUGUCAAAAAAAUUAUCGCAACAACCGAUAAAUCAAUGAUAAAAUCCUUAUCAGUGAUAACUGAUAUAAUUGAUAACUGGAGGUGAAUAUAAUUAUCAUCCAAUAACCAAUAAAUCCAAGAUUCUGAUACUAACAAUAACAAUGUUGGUAUUUCAAAUUUUAAAAAUUCAGAAUCCAAAUCUUUAUUUCUAGAUUAUUCAAUAAUUACAAACUGGGGAAAAAAUAAAAUUUAAUGUUUAUUCUGUUUCUUCGCUAUAGUACAACUAAAUUGUACUGACCCACAGGGUGAGGCCGGUAAUCUGUGCAACGUUACCAUCUCUCUCAUUACUUCCUGGAAAACAGAAUAAUGGUUCUUUAUUCAAUUUAAUGCAACACUUCACUAAAAACAAACGGUGGGGAAUAAGAGACAUGAAGAUUAUUCCAUAAGUAAAUUAAAUACAGUAAAGGUGCUUGUUAUAAAAGUGAAAAUGAGACAGAUAAUUUACAAAAUAUUUACUGUUAUUUCCUCUCAAGAUACCCAGUCUAAUAUAAUGAGUGGUGAAAACAAACAUAAGAUGAGAGUAUUUUAUUUCAGUUAUUGCCUCAAGCUAAACUUAUUUAUUGAAGAUCAUUGGAUACAGAAUUUUUUUCCUUGGUCUGGCAGUACAAGAAACAGUACUAAGAUGAGGAAGUGUUGGUAUGUCCUUCCAUCAUGGUGACUAGAUGAGAAGUGAGUCUAUUUGCAGGUACAUGGUGACCUGACUCCCCGCUUUCCCUUGGGAAAAUCCCACCUUGGGUCGAGUGGCAACGUCACCUAACCUGAUCUGCCACAUGUGCAUGAAAUACCUUCAUUUGAUUUGGUAUAUAACAUUUAUUUGUACCACUUGCUAUUUAAUGAGUCAGAAUAUUCUUAGAACACUGUUGAUCAUACAGUGAUUAAAGAACCAUGAGUAGUAUAGGAUGAAUGUUUUGGUUAGAUGGUGAACAAAACCCUAUGGGUCAGUACAAUUUAGUUUUACUAUAUGAAAAGUACUUUUACAACUAAAAUAACUGCAUUUAAUUUUGAAAGAGUAAAACCUCAAUAUACUCAAGUUUGAAUAAACUGAAAUACCAAUUAUCACUAGUUUGGAACCAAAAAUAUCAAUAAUAUCGGUAAAUCAAUAAUGUGAAAAAAGAUAAUCAUAUAGCCAAUAACCUAAUAUUGUUAUCGUGAAAAAUUAUCGUAAUGUUUAAUUGCAGUAAUGUCUACCCAUGCUAAUGAUGAUGGAAGUGGCUCUAUAUAAAAGAGCAUAAAUCUUAUAUAACCUUUUAUAUACCAUAGUUUUCUUAUUUUUAGUUACAAUCUUCAAUUUCGUACACAUUCUACAUAGCUAUCUAUACAUUACAUAUCAGCAGUGUUUGAUCAUAAUUCUGAUGAGUCACAGGUUGUUUGAAAAUGUUCUGUACAGUUUAUUUGCUUUACAUUGAAUCUUUAUAAUGAUCCAAUGACACUAAUUUUGUACCAGCAUUGAAUGUAUUUUGCCUUGCCAUAUUAACUAUAAUUAAUCUGUGCAGUGCUAAAAAGGAAAUUACAAAAUUAGUAGUUGGAAUGAGAAUGACAUCAGCAUGAAUCAGAAUGACAUCAUUUUGGCAUUUCUCUCUUGUGUCAAACAAUUAAUUAAUAUUAAUUAUAGAUCUUUUCUAAGAAGGGAGAUUUGGCCAAGGGCAACAAAAACCAUUAAAAAUGCACACAUUGUUGCAUGUCCCUGAGCAGCUCCGGGAGAUUUAGCUAAAAGAAUGGGAUAAAUGUCUUGGUGUGUGGGACAAAUGUAAAUGUUAUUUUACUGAUUAAGGUAGUGAUGUAAUUUUGUUCAAAUAUGAAAUUCAUAUUGUACUAAAAAACUAGAGUUGAUAGAGGUGUUCAUUAUAUCUAUGUCCAUAUAGCAACUGUCUAAGCAAGAAAUCUUGUGAUGUUAUAAGUAGUGCAAUAUUGUAUAUUUUAUCAACACUUACUAUUGAGUCAUGAGCCAGUAACCACUAGUCACUUUUAUUAUUAUAGUAUAAAUACUUUUAAUUGAGUCGAGAGGAGAAUUGCUAGUCACUAAUUGCUUUAUUCCAUGUCACUCAUGACAUGUACUGUAUGCAUUUUAAUGAUUUAACCAUUCAUUCAGCACAGAACAAGUUCAUACAGUCUGAUCUAUGGAUACAGCUGUGAUUUUUCAAACACCACACAUCCUAUUAUUCUCUUGCUUAAAGAGGACAGUAACUGCUCACUUUUUAAUUUUUUUUUUUCUCUCAAUCUGAGUAAUGUACAAAGUUCCUUCUGCCAAAUAAGAACAUUAUCCUUGAAUUAAUGAGCAUGUGGGUACUUGUUGAUAUGACUUUAUUGUCAUCCACUGUCAGUUUCAUUGAUCUUGAGAAAUUUGUGAAAUAAUCUUGACUAUAACAGUUUAAACCUCAGUCUUGCAUCCUAAUCUUCUUUCAAAUUUGACUAUUUUAAAUUAUUUAAUUACAUAACUUACUCUAAGCUUGUCACUAAUCCCAAGAACCAAUGUGUAGUUAUUUUUUAGCCAAAUAAUUUUCACCCACCUGCAUUAAUACAUUCCACUUUCUCAUGUCUCAGGUUACUGAAGAUUGAAUGUAGCCCGGAUGGUAUCAAGGUGUAUGUGUGGUUGUGAUGUUUUAAGAUGGUAGGGAAACAUGUGGGAUGAUGUGGGGAUUGAUCACAGGUACUUAAAUCUGCUUGCUAAUUACGAUGGGUGAGAUUAAUUAUAAGAUUUUUUUCACACUGGAAAGUAUGAACAUGUUAUUUUAUGUGAAUGUAGGAGGCAGCUACAAAAUGUGUGUAGAUUACUUGAGAUUAAUUCAAUGUUGUACUGAAGUUCCUUUCUCAUUGAUAUGCUGCAAGAUUUUGUACAGACUUUUGUUGCUAUUCUGUUACUUCAAAUAGUUUCCCAUUCCUACAGUGGAUGGUUGCAUGGCAAGUAGGUACAAGAGUUAUGAGGAUUGGCUAUAAUCAUAAGUUUUCUUUUAGGAUGGACAGGAGGACUUUUAAGAUAAUUUGUAUACAUUAUCCCUAUGAAUUGCUAUUUAUUAAUUAGUCACAUAAUUUUUUGUAUCAUCACAACUUCCCUUAUCAUCUUACAAAACUGACAAUAAUAUAAAGAAGCACAUAGGAUGACAAUACCUACAAGUGAUUUAAUUGAGUUUUUAUACCAGUGAAACACUACAUUGUAAUUAUAUGCUUGGCAGUAUCUAAAGAUGCUAUGCCAGUUUCUUAUUCAUUUAUCUUCAUUGUGCUUGUGUUCAAUGUUCUUUCAUUGGAAGUUAUUUAUUAUGGGGUAAUCCUGCAUGGGUCUUUAUGGUAUAAUCUAGUCACAUCUGCCAAAAUAAGGGUCCAACCACUUUUCUUCGUGACAUUGCUAUAAAUUUGUGAUAUUCAUCCACAAAUAAAAUCAAGAGGCAUAAGUAGCAACUAACACUCAGCAACUAAAGUGCCAAAAAUUAAAUAAUAAAAUAAAACAAAAGAAAUGCUUUGAAAACGUUCUUAUGAGAAGAAUUCUCUUGUAACAUGUGAUAAUUUGACUUGUUUGUCUGUUACUAGCAAAAUGGUUCUUAUAGGUAUCCCAUUACCUGUAGCAACAUUAAUAGUUCUGGUCUCACUGCAGCAUUAAUAUAAGAAGAAAGUAGGAGCGACAAACUGUCUAUUUUACAAAAUAUCACAAGUUAAAAUUAUA